Molecule: messenger RNA, 1488 nt
Organism: Cuscuta europaea
Lineage: Eukaryota; Viridiplantae; Streptophyta; Magnoliopsida; Solanales; Convolvulaceae
Source: the annotation of a GenBank genome assembly
UUUGACACAUUUUUUAAAUCACAUGGUGCUAAUGCGCCGAAUUUCCAUAUCAUAUGGGGUCGGUGCAUUAAACCCUUCCCAUAGGUAGUAAAUUCAACUGGUUUCAGAUUUCUUGGACUUCUUAAUCUCUCUCCUCCUUUCCUCCAAGCGAGCGACUUUAUCCUUCUUACGUUUUAUUCCAAUCUCCAUUGCCUCUUUGAUUUUCCUCAUUUUGCGGGACAUGGCCAAUUUUGGACAUUGUCUCAUCAUCGUUGACAAUUUGUUGUGUAUCAGGAACAAAUUCAGGACUACCAUUGUUGUCCUCUGAAAGAUCAUUCUCACUCUCUUUGGAAAGUGCCGGGCAUUGAACGCCUUGAAGCUCCUUUUUUAAUUCUUCAUGAUACUGCUUCUCUAGAGCAGACAUGAUUUGCUUUUUCUGAGCAGCUUCAAUAGCUUUUGCACGGUCACUAAUACCCUCCAUCAGUCUAUUCUGAGGAUCAUCCAAAUCUUCUGCACCAAGACCAGGCAUUGGGAGCACUUCUUUUGUUGCAGCAGUGCAUAUUGGCUUGAUGGUCUCAGCAUAUUCAUGCAUAUAACUAGGGAUGGACCCAACCGGGCCGAACCAGCCUGGGAACCGGCCGGCCCGCUACUGUGCGGGUCCGGAUGGCCGGUUCCGGACUUUAGUCCGGUUUGGGCGGGCCAGGCUCAGGCCUUGAUUUUCAUGAACCGGCCCGAGGUUUUUUUUUUUGUUUUUUCAAUUUUUUUUCUUUUCCUUGGGUAGGGCUGGCCCGACUAGGUGUUUUGGGGAGGUUUGAGGGGUGGGAGGUGAGGGGAGUCGGGGCUUAAUUAGAAAGCCCCAAAAAAAAUGCAUUCAACCGGCCCGGACCAGCCCAGCUCGGUUUGGCCCGGACCCGGUAUCAACUCGGGCCGGUUCCGAGCCCAACAUUCCGAAAAAAGCCCGUCCGAACCGGCCCGGAGCCCGAACUGGCCCGAGCCCGGUCCAUGCCUACAUAUAACCUUCUGUUUCAUUGUCACCAAAAGGGGAGAAGUGUGGAGGGGGACCCUCCCAACAAAGUAAGGCUCAGUAGGCAAUUUGAUGCGAUUGUUUAUGCAAUCAUAAGCCCACUGUGGUUGAACAUAUUCCCGAUAAAGAAAUCUGCGACCCUGUGUUGGCCUAUCAACGAUCUAAUGAGUAAUACUCUGAUCAGAUUCAUUAAAUGGGGCUCCUUCUCCUUCCCACGAGACAAUACCACCAAAAACAGGGAUAACAAAAAGAACAGACUCCCUGGGAACCUCACGACUUAGGAAGAAUGUCAAUCCUUCAAAGAGGGACUUGCAUUCCUUUGUUUCAGCAUCAUCAUCAUCCUCGCCAGCUUCCUCGUUAAGUAGGUGCAUCAAAGCACCUGGCUCAUUUGAAGGAAGUUGGUGUUGAAGCUGUGCAAGUCUCAGAUCCGACUCCUCAAGCGCUCUCUGCGUCUCCUAAUCAUCAGUCUUCACAGACUCAGAUAG